CUCUCUCUCCGUGCAUCCUCCCCCACAUUAACAGCUUAGCACAGCAGCAGCAUCAGCGGCUCCUACAGCAUCCAGCAUCCAUCCCUGCCCGCCCGCCUCUCUGCCUGGGGAGCAGCAGUCCUACCCGGCGCAGCACCGACGCACGGAGGGGGCGCAUCAUCUAAGUGAUGCCACAGCACCAGUCGCAUUUCAGCAACUAAUACUGAGAGUAGACCCCAAAAGGAAGGGAGAGAGAAAAACGCUUCAGCCACGAAGACAGCAACUGCCCAUGAAGAUGUCUAACGCUGACAUCGCCUUAAACGCCACCGAUCGGAUGGUGAAAUCUGUCCCCUUCCCCUUGAGCCACCGCCUUACAUUGAAGGAAGUGUUUGACUGCGAAGGGAAACCUCGCGUGGAUCUCCUGAAGGCCCACCUCACCAAGGAGGGCCGCGUAGAGGAAGCCGUGGCGCUUCGAAUCGUCAACGAGGGAGCAGCUAUCCUGCGUCAGGAGAAAACUAUACUGGACAUCGAGGCACCAGUCACAGUGUGUGGUGACAUCCAUGGGCAAUUCUUUGAUCUUAUGAAGCUGUUUGAAGUGGGAGGAUCACCAGCCACAACACGGUACCUGUUCCUCGGGGACUACGUUGACCGCGGCUACUUCAGUAUUGAGUGUGUUUUAUACCUCUGGUCGCUGAAAAUCCUCUAUCCAAAGACAUUAUUUUUACUUCGUGGAAAUCAUGAAUGUAGACAUUUGACAGAAUAUUUCACCUUCAAACAAGAAUGUAAAAUCAAGUACUCAGAGCAGGUCUAUGACUCAUGUAUGGAUGCAUUUGACUGCCUUCCCCUGGCUGCACUCAUGAACCAACAGUUUCUGUGUGUCCAUGGUGGACUCUCACCUGAAAUACACACCUUAGAUGACAUUAAAAAGUUGGAUCGGUUCAAGGAGCCGCCGGCUUUUGGGCCCAUGUGUGACUUGCUGUGGGCUGAUCCUCUGGAGGAUUUUGGCAACGAGAAAACCCAGGAAUAUUUCAGCCACAACACAGUGCGAGGUUGCUCCUACUUCUACAGUUACCCAGCUGUAUGUGAGUUCCUACAGAGCAAUAACCUAUUAUCAAUCAUCCGAGCACAUGAAGCACAAGAUGCAGGCUACCGGAUGUACCGUAAAAGUCAGACCACUGGAUUCCCAUCUCUCAUUACCAUCUUCUCAGCACCAAACUACCUGGAUGUUUACAACAACAAAGCUGCUGUACUGAAAUAUGAAAAUAACGUCAUGAACAUCCGACAGUUCAACUGCUCACCCCAUCCAUACUGGCUGCCCAACUUCAUGGAUGUCUUCACCUGGUCUCUGCCAUUUGUUGGAGAGAAAGUCACAGAAAUGCUGGUGAAUGUGCUGAGCAUCUGUUCUGAUGAUGAACUAAUGAAUGAGGAAGAUGAGAUCUUUGAUGCCAAUGCAGCUGCAGCACGCAAGGAGGUGAUCAAAAACAAGAUCCGUGCUAUUGGGAAAAUGGCCAAAAUGUUCUCAGUUCUCAGAGAGGAGAGUGAAAAUGUGUUGACGCUUAAGGGCCUGACACCCACUGGCAUGCUGCCGAGCGGGGUUCUCUCUGGAGGCAGACAGACACUGCAGAGCGCCACCAUUGAAGCCAUUGAAGCCAUCGAGCCGAGUGAAGAAGAAGCCAUCCGUGGGUUCUCCCCCCAGCACAAGAUCACCAGCUUUGAGGAGGCUAAGGGCCUUGACCGCAUCAACGAGCGCAUGCCACCUCGCAGGGACGGGGUGAACCAUGUGGGUCACUCCAUGGGAAAGAUGAAUAUGUCAGAGGAAAACGGCACGGAUGACAACAGCAACAUCCAGUGAUGUCUGAGCCUCAGAACCGUGCCGCUGUUGCGCUUUGCAGCAAGACAUUGCCAAAUCGGGAAUUCAGGCCUCAGAGCAUAGAAAUAAACCAGGCCCACAGACAGAACAUGAAACCUGCAGCAAAUCUAAAAACGGGCGAAAACGGUCAUUUUUUUCAUGACAGUAUGUCAUCGCACA
This is a messenger RNA of Morone saxatilis (striped sea-bass), 2008 nucleotides long. RefSeq names its product protein phosphatase 3, catalytic subunit, alpha isozyme (gene ppp3ca). Gene Ontology annotation, biological process: calcineurin-NFAT signaling cascade. NCBI's taxonomy places the organism in Eukaryota, Metazoa, Chordata, Actinopteri, Moronidae. Gene Ontology annotation, molecular function: calmodulin-dependent protein phosphatase activity; calmodulin binding. Bases 269 to 1831 code for a protein of 520 amino acids. The transcript is spliced from 14 exons. The record is from RefSeq and is a predicted model, not a curated record. Gene Ontology annotation, cellular component: cytosol; cytoplasm; calcineurin complex.